AAAAAUUGCAAAAGGUAGGGGAAGGAUGUUGAAGUUGCAGCGCUUAUCUCUGCGGAUGAUGGCUCUCAAACCCCAGCGCCUCCACAACAUUGCAGAGACGACGUCGCAGAGCGUAGCAAAAAGGGUGAGGACGAUGACCACUGAAUCCUCCAUGAAAGAUUCCUUCGCCAAAUACACCGAUUACCUCAAUGACCUGAAUGAAAAACGGGAAAGAGUCGUAAAAGCAAGUCGUGAUAUCACCAUUAACAGCAAAAAGGUCAUCUUUCAGGUGCACAGAAUCAGUAAACACAACAAAGAGGAAGUUCUGCAGAAAGCAGAAAAGGAUUUAGCGACUGUGACUGAUCAGUACAUCUCCCGACUGGUUAGGGAGCUGCAAGGGACUGAUUUUUGGAAGUUAAGACGAGCAUACUCACCUGGGGUACAAGAAUAUGUUGAAGCUGCAACGUUCUGUAAAUUCUGCAGGACUGGGACUCUUUUAAACCUUGAUGAGAUGAAUGCUACUUUGUUACCACUCAGUGAUCCUUCUCUUGAGCCUUUGCAGAUCAAUGUCCUUGACUAUCUCCUCGGGCUUGCAGAUUUGACUGGAGAGCUGAUGCGGUUGGCAAUUGGUCGAAUUUCAGAUGGUGAACUUGAUUUCGCUAAGAAGAUAUGCGAGUUUGUGCGUGAAAUUUACAGGGAACUAACCCUUGUUGUCCCAUUUAUGGAUGAUAGUCAUGACAUGAAGACGAAAAUGGAUACAAUGCUUCAAAGUGUAAUGAAGAUAGAGAAUGCUUGCUUCGGUGUUCAUGUGAGAGGAUCAGAGUAUAUGCCCCUACUUGGCUCCGACGAUCCAACUUCAUUCUUAUUGGGAGUGCCUGAUGUUGAAAUAUGAUGGAAAAAGGCUUGGAUUUCAAUGGGCAUGGAUGAUGGGGCACAUACAUUUUUGUUCAGAAUUGUUUGCAGUUCAUCACCAUGUGGUCGCUACUCACGGUGGUCACACAGCAGACUAGAUUGUGACUUUUGAGGAACAAUUUCGUGUAGGCUUUUUAUAACAAUUUUCUUCUACUUCUCUGUAAAUUGAUGAAAAUUAGAUAAGAGCUUGUAGUAAAACCCUGCCAAAGAUGUGUUAGACAUGAGGUUCACCUCAGAAUGUAUUGAAGAAACUGUUUUAUAUUUCUCACAUAUGUUUACAAGAUACAUUCCCUAUUUGUAUA
Prunus persica (peach) is the source of this 1193-nucleotide messenger RNA. RefSeq names its product translin-associated protein X. The coding region runs from base 26 to 871 and encodes 281 amino acids. NCBI's taxonomy places the organism in Eukaryota, Viridiplantae, Streptophyta, Magnoliopsida, Rosales, Rosaceae. The record is from RefSeq and is a predicted model, not a curated record. The transcript has 8 exons. Gene Ontology annotation, cellular component: nucleus; cytoplasm. Gene Ontology annotation, molecular function: RNA binding; sequence-specific DNA binding; RNA endonuclease activity.